AUGGAUUCUUCGAGUGAUGAGGAUCAUGAUCUUGCAAGGUCUUCCGCUACAACUCAGCAAAAAUCGUUUGACUUUGAUGAAUGGUCAAAGGAGUUGGACUCCCAUCCUGCGUUUAUGUCAAGUCUUCCGGAAAAUUUCGAUGGCAACGAGUACAUUGAAGCAUUGCAAUCGUUAAAAUACGACGACGAGGAGGACACUUUUGAAGUACGUGCUUUGGCAUACAAGGAGGACGGCAAUCGAAACUUCCAGCAGAAAAAAUAUCAUCAGGCAAUUGACUGUUACACCGCGGGAAUAAGGCUCGAUCCUUCUGAUAAACAGCUGGUCAGUGCGUUGUACGGAAAUCGUGCUGCAGCUCAUUUUUAUUUGGGUGUAAAAUGUCUCAUAAAGCUGAAUUAUCCUGACAGUGCUUUGGAAUGGCUGACUGAUCUGAAGGCUUUAGAUGGAAAAUGUAGGCAGCUGGAAAUGUCCAAGCUUUUUGCGCAGGUCGAAGAAGCUAGGUCUCGUGUUCAAAGAGACUCUCGAAAAGAAGCCAUUAAGCAGCGGUUGAUGGAACAGGAAAAAUUAGCUCUUUUGAAUGCCAUCAAGAAGCGAGGUAUCAAAUUCUACGACCGUAACGGGAUCCCAAUUUCGAAAAGUUUCGAAUGGAGCGAUAUCGAAGUGGAGGCUAUUCCGUUGCGAGCCGGGGUUCGAGUACGGCUGAAUUCACAGAAUUGCUUGGAAUGGCCUGUAUUGUUCUUGUAUCCAGAGCAUAACCAAUCAGAAUUGGUGGAAAAGUUUGAGGAAACUUCUACUUUUUUGCAACACUUAGAGCACAUGUUUGCAACGUCAGCACCGUGGGAUGAAAACCAUAACUACACAUUGGCAGAUUUACAACUUAUUUUCCCCUCAUCGGAAAAAGAUCGUGUUUUGUAUUCGGUACCUCACAGUUGGACUUUAAACCAGUUGUUGUGUUAUCCCUGGUAAGU
Molecule: messenger RNA, 965 nt
Organism: Soboliphyme baturini
Lineage: Eukaryota; Metazoa; Nematoda; Enoplea; Dioctophymatida; Soboliphymatidae
Source: the annotation of a GenBank genome assembly